Talpa occidentalis (Iberian mole) is the source of this 4259-nucleotide messenger RNA. RefSeq names its product solute carrier family 16 member 2 (gene SLC16A2). NCBI's taxonomy places the organism in Eukaryota, Metazoa, Chordata, Mammalia, Eulipotyphla, Talpidae. Gene Ontology annotation, biological process: transmembrane transport. The transcript has 7 exons. The coding region runs from base 357 to 1970 and encodes 537 amino acids. Gene Ontology annotation, molecular function: thyroid hormone transmembrane transporter activity; monocarboxylic acid transmembrane transporter activity. The record is from RefSeq and is a predicted model, not a curated record.
CCGUGGAGGAGGGGGUUGAGCCCUGGAGCUCAAGAAGAUUGUGCUCCCCCUCUGUCCGAAGUCUGGGCAGUCCCCUGCAGGUCGCCCCUUUAAAGCCCAAGGAGGGACUCCCAAAGGGAGGGUGGGGUCUCUCACGGGCCAGCUGUAGUAUUGGGGUCUCCAGGGCCACACCCAGUUCCAGGCUGCUCGUGAGGAACCAGAGAGUGGGAGCAAAGCACAGGCUGGCCAGCUGGGGCGCGGAGCCGGGAGGAGGCAGCGGUAGCAGCAGCAUUUGGAGCGGCAGCGGCAGCGGCAGCAGGAACAAGUACCAACCACACAGCGGCUUCUCUGCCGAGCAGCCACAGUCCCCGGCCGCGAUGGCGCUGCAAAGCCCGGCCAGCGAGGAAGCCCAGGGACCCUGGCGGGAGGCAGACCAGGAACAGCAGGAGCCGGUGGGUAGACCCGAGCCUGAGCCCGAGCCUGAGCCAGAGCCGGUGCCCCCACCCGAGCCCCAGCCCGAGCCCCAGCCGGAGCCCCAGCCCUUACCGGACCCUGCACCCCUGCCGGAGCUGGAGUUUGAGCCCGAGCCGGUGCACGAGCCCGAGCCCACGCCCACGGUGGAGACCCGCGGCACCGCGCGCGGCUUCCAGCCCCCUGAAGGUGGCUUCGGCUGGAUGGUGGUCUUCGCUGCCACCUGGUGCAACGGCUCCAUCUUCGGCAUCCAGAACUCCUUCGGGAUCCUCUACUCCAUGCUGCUGCAGGAAGAAAGAGAGAAAAAUCGCCAAGUGGAGUUCCAAGCAGCAUGGGUAGGAGCCCUCUCAAUGGGCAUGAUCUUCUUCUGUUCUCCUAUUGUGAGUAUAUUCACUGAUCGUUUGGGCUGCCGAAUCACAGCAACCACAGGGGCUGCCGUCGCUUUCAUUGGCCUCCAUACCAGCUCCUUCACCAGCUCGCUAAGCCUGCGUUACUUCACCUACGGGAUUCUCUUUGGUUGUGGCUGUUCCUUCGCCUUUCAGCCAUCUCUCGUCAUCCUGGGCCACUACUUCCAACGCCGCCUGGGUCUGGCCAAUGGUGUGGUGUCUGCUGGGAGUAGCAUCUUCUCCAUAUCCUUCCCCCUCCUCAUCAAAACGCUGGGGGCUAAGAUCAAGCUCGCCCAAACCUUCCAGGUGCUGAGUACCUUCAUGUUCGUUCUUAUGCUGCUUUCACUCACCUACCGGCCCCUCCUGCCCAGCUCUCAGGACACCCCAAGCAAGAGAGGUGUCCACACCCUAUGCCAGCGCUUUCUGGCUCAGCUCAGGAAGUACUUCAAUAUGCGAGUGUUCCGCCAACGUACCUACCGCAUCUGGGCCUUCGGGAUCGCUGCUGCUGCCCUUGGCUACUUCGUUCCCUAUGUACACCUGAUGAAGUAUGUGGAAGAGGAGUUCUUAGAAAUCAAGCAGACCUGGGUGCUUUUGGUGUGUAUUGGGGCUACCUCAGGCCUCGGACGCCUUGUGUCAGGCCGUGUCAGCGACUCCAUUCCUGGACUUAAGAAGAUCUACUUGCAGGUCAUCUCCUUCCUGCUCCUGGGUCUGAUGUCCAUGAUGAUCCCCCUAUGCCAGGGCUUUGGGGGCCUCAUCGUUGUCUGCCUCUUCCUGGGCCUGUGUGAUGGCUUCUUCAUCACCAUCAUGGCCCCCAUCGCAUUCGAGCUGGUGGGCCCAAUGCAGGCCUCACAGGCGAUUGGCUACCUCCUGGGCAUGAUGGCACUGCCGAUGAUUGCUGGGCCCCCAAUUGCAGGCCUCCUUCGCAACUGUUUUGGGGAUUACCAUGUGGCCUUCUACUUUGCUGGUGUGCCUCCCAUCAUUGGGGCUGUGAUACUCUUCUUUGUCCCUCUGAUGCACCAAAGGAUGUUCAAGAAAGAGCAAAGGGAUUCCAGCAAGGAUAAGAUGUUGGCCCCUGACCCGGACCCCAAUGGGGAGCUGCUGCCGGGCUCCCCCACCCCUGAGGAACCUAUCUAAUGCCUCUUCCUUGCUGUUGUGUGCUCCUCCCCAGCCCUUGCCCUUCACCAUGCCCUGCUCAGCAUUUACAUUUUUUGCCACUAGCACACAUAUUCCCAGUCCUGUGCACACAGUGUUUCAGCCUCCUGACCAUCCCCUCGGAGCCAAGGCUCCAGGUGUUCCAAACUCAUUAACCAAACUCUCCCCAUGAAUGCCUUUAAACUUGCCAGGGCCCUUCCUCUGCCAGGAUCUAGGAAGGCUUAGGCUCAGCCCCUGGCCUUUGGAACCUCUCCAUAUACUUUGUAACACCUGGGGGAAGGGAGGGAUGGGACCUCUUGGCCCCAGCUCUUUAGUCAACCACUAAAAGCAACUGCCAAAGGUGCUACUACGUUCCCAGAAGCCUGGUGAGGAGACCCAAGCCUCUGCGUGCUGAAGACUUCCUUGUACUAGGGAGAAUUUGGCUGGGAGAGGAAAGAGGGCAGAGAGGCAAAAUAAGACAAGGAAACUUCUUUAGCCUCAGAGUCUCUGAGGGCUGUGGCUUCCCAAGAGCUGUGGGUGCCAUCAAUUUACAAGUGUACAGGUAGUCUCCCCACCAUACAGCUGGUUAGCAGUCUGCUUCCUUCUUCUGUUUUUCCUUUUCUUCCUCUGCUGCUUCCUCUCCCUUCUCUUCACCCUCUAUUUCUUUUUAUGACUGUCUUAGACACAUAGGUGCUUGAAGAAAGGAGGGACCCAGAAUUUGGGCCAACUAGCCUCAUCUUGGCCCAACUCACCCCUAACACUAGCAUCAACCCCACUCAUCUCAGACUGAGUCACAUCUCACUUUUUGGCUCAGGUUGCUAUAAUCAUAGACUGGAAGCAUAGUCUCACAUAGAAAGGGACCCAAAGCACCCUUACUAAUUUUUAAGGUUCCACUCACUGAUUUUUAUAGAUUUCCCAGGCCAAUGCUUAACCUGGAGGCCCUCCCAACUCUCCAUCCUUAUAUCCACCUGUCAAAAUGUGAAGAAAUUCCUUUCAUCUCAGCAGGCAGAAAAGGACUGAACAGGGCUAGCACCGGUGGGAGGAGGGGCAACCAUUACUGACCUGAAGGAUCAACGCCUUCAUUUCUCAUUAUUCGUGACAGGUCAGUAUUUCCACCAGAUCCAGGCCAGGAAAGGGGAUGUUCUAGGGAACAUCCCAUUCCUAAAUAUGGAUCCCAAAAAGGUUCAGGCAGCAGCUGCAUGUAGGGUUGGACAAUUUAUUUUAGGAAGGGGAGACCAUGCAGUCUUUACCACCCAGGGUGUCACCUGCGCCAAGCAUCCUGGGCCACUCUGCUUAGCAGGCACUAAAGGUGCCAAGAAAUGUAGGCUCUGGACAUCUUUAACCUCCUGAAAUAGAUGCUAGACGCUUCCCUAUAUGCAGCCUCUGGACAACAGUCCGCGUGCAGAUGAGCUUUCACAACCAGGCUGUGUCCAGUUAGCACACCCCUCCCUCUUAGGAGCUCAGCCUCUCUCCUUUCUGUUGUGUUCCAUCUGUUAUUCUAACUUUUCAUCAUCUUGCCAGGAAUACUUGGCUGUCACUUGGAGCUAACAGUGAUUUGCCACCCCCAGCCAGGGCUAUCCAGGAGAAUGAAAUUGCCCCCAGGGACUCUAAAGAAGACAAUGGUCCCCACCCUAAGUUUUUCCAUUACAAGCUGGCAGCUGAGGCAUGUUUGGCCUCUGAUGGCCUUAUUCAAGUCCAGAGUCCUGAGCCCUCUCCACUAAUCCCAUUCCAGUUUGUGUCAGCUGCACAAAGGGAAACCCACCGGUUCCUGACUGUGGCUAGGAAGGGCCUGAUUACUAUACUUCGAGUUCCAAUAGCAGUGGAACAGGAGAAGCUGGGCCCAGGUGACUUAAAACUCGCAAAAGAGACCACUAAAACUGUUGGAGCAACGAGUCCCUGCUGCCGUUCACCCCCGCCCCACCUCCACCAAGUCACCAGAAGGCAGUUGGCAGGGCCGCCUCUGUUUCUCACAGUCUGGAUAAGUCUUAAGAAUCAAGCUGCCACCCAUUUCUCUCCAAGUGAAAGAAAGACAUUCACAGGUCCCAAAUCUGCCCUAUCAGGUAUCACAUAAUAUGGCGGGGUGCCCAUUUGCUUACGCUACACGUGUGUGCGCAUGCGUGGACUUGUGUGCUUUUGGAGAGAAUGUUGGUUGGCGAAAGCAGCACAGUAUUAAUAUUUAGGGUAGGAUGCAGCCUCUUAUACACCACAGUUAAAUCUAGGAAAAUGAACAAAAUUUGGGAGCUUGAGAUCUGGGACAUUAAAAUCCUCAAAAGGUUUGGAACAAAAUAAAAA